Plasmodium berghei ANKA is the source of this 1542-nucleotide messenger RNA. Its product is annotated as 3-hydroxyisobutyryl-coenzyme A hydrolase, putative. The transcript has a single exon. The coding region runs from base 1 to 1542 and encodes 513 amino acids. The record is from RefSeq and is a predicted model, not a curated record. NCBI's taxonomy places the organism in Eukaryota, Apicomplexa, Aconoidasida, Haemosporida, Plasmodiidae. Gene Ontology annotation, molecular function: 3-hydroxyisobutyryl-CoA hydrolase activity. Gene Ontology annotation, biological process: L-valine catabolic process.
AUGUUUUCAUCUCAGUAUUUCAAAUUAAAAAAAGAUAUUUCACAUAUAAAAAAAUUAAAAUGGAAUGAAAUAAAAUUUAGAGAUAAAAACUAUUUGUUUACAUGUGCAAACUUUGAAAAGAAAAAAAUAAACGUGAAAAUUUUGGUGAAUUGUGAAAAUAAAGCCACAAAAAGUUUCUAUAAGUAUUCUAAUAAUAGUAAUUUAUAUACUAAUGUACAGGAAAUAGAAAAUAAUCAUAAAAACGUAUUAUCUAAAAAAAUGGAAAAUACAAAUGAAAAUAUUAAUAUGAACAAGCGAUAUAUAUCUGACGAAUGUAAUAAAGGCGACCUUUUUAGGAAAACUGAAAAAGAUAAAAAUAAUGAAUUAGAUAGAUAUAAUGUGGAAAAUAUGAAUGAUGGUAUAAAAUCAAAGAAGAGUAACAGUGAUGAUAUUAUAGAUCUAACCCUAUCUGAUGUAUGGUCAAAAAAAACAUUAAUAGUAGAAUAUAAAAACAACAUAAUCGAAAUAUUGUUAAAUAGGAAAGAAAAAUUAAAUGCUAUAAAUAAAGAUAUGAUUAAUGGAUUAUUAAAUAUGGUAAAAAGUUUAAGCAAUGAUGAUAGAUGUAAUUUGAUAGUAAUAAGAAGCAUCAAUCAAAAUUGUUUUUGUUCGGGUUCAGAUGUAAAAGAUAUAGUUCAGAAUAAAGAUCAAGGGAUAAAUCAUUUAAAACAACUUUAUAAGUAUAUUAAUUUUAUUUCAAAAAUCAAUAAAAAUAUAUUAUGCAUAUGGAAUGGAUAUGCUAUGGGUGGGGGAUUAGGUAUAUCUAUGUAUACACAGUAUCGAAUCAUAAAUACAAAUGUAAUAUUUUCCAUGCCAGAAAAUAAAAUAGGUUUUUUCCCUGAUGUUGGAAGCUCUUAUUUUUUAAAAAAAUAUUUUUCACGAAAUAUUGCUUUACACUUAGGAUUAACAUCAUUGCGAUUAAAUGAAAUUGAUUUAAUUAAUUUUAAAGUGUGCACUAACUAUAUAAAAAAUCUAGACCAAUUUUUGAAUGAAUUGUAUAAUAUUAAAAAAGAAGACCCAAAUAAAUUUAAUGAGGAAUUUAUUAAAAUUUUAAAUAAAUACCCUCCAAAAGUUAAUGUUAAUGCAAAACCAGUAUUAACAGAAGAAUUAAUUAGUAAUAUCGACAAAUAUUAUACAUCUGCCAACAAUUUAGAGGAAUUGAUAAAUAAUUUAAAAAAAAAUGAAGAUAAUGAUAAUUUUUGUAAACAAUUAUUAUUAGAUAUAAACGCUAAUUGCUAUUUUAGCUGCCAGCUAUGGUUCUCUUAUUUUAUAUAUAACUAUGAAAAAUCUAUGGAAGAAGUAUUAGAUAACGAUUUUAAAAUGACUCAGUAUUUUUUAUAUCACACUAAUACAUUUGAAAAGGGGGUAACUGAAAUAUUAAUAAAAAAAAAUAAAAACUUUCAGUGGAUUAAGGACCAUGAAAAUAAUCCUGUGCAAUUGGAAGAAACUAUUGAAGAUAUUUUGAUGAAUAAAAAUCUAUUGUCUAUUAAAGAUGAAUUUAUAUAA